Molecule: messenger RNA, 3756 nt
Organism: Peromyscus leucopus (white-footed mouse)
Lineage: Eukaryota; Metazoa; Chordata; Mammalia; Rodentia; Cricetidae
Gene: Tmem170a
Product: transmembrane protein 170A
Exons: 3
Coding region: 99-545 (148 amino acids)
Biological process (GO): endoplasmic reticulum tubular network organization
Cellular component (GO): endoplasmic reticulum membrane
Source: RefSeq, a predicted model, not a curated record
CCGUUGGGGUGGCCGGGAGAAGAGGGCCGGCCAGAGGUGACGCCGUGGCGGCGGAGGUGCGGGGCUCCGCGGCACUCCGGGCGGUGGAUGGCGGCGGGAUGGAGCCCGAGGGGAGCGGCGGCGGCGGCGGCAGCGGCGGCGGGUCGGCCGGGCUCAUGCAGCAGAUCCUCAGCCUGAAGCUCGUGCCGCGGGUGGGCAAUGGGACCCUGUGCCCCAACUCCACUUCGCUCUGCUCCUUCCCAGAGAUGUGGUACGGUGUGUUCCUGUGGGCACUUGUGUCUUCUGUCUUCUUUCAUGUCCCUGCUGGAUUACUGGCCCUCUUCACCCUCAGACAUCACAAAUAUGGUAGGUUCAUGUCUGUAAGCAUCCUGUUGAUGGGCAUCGUGGGACCAAUUACUGCUGGAAUCUUGACAAGUGCAGCAAUUGCUGGGGUUUACCGAGCUGCAGGGAAGGAGAUGAUCCCGUUUGAAGCCCUCACUCUUGGCACUGGACAGACGUUCUGUGUAGUGGUGGUCUCUUUUUUACGGGUUUUAGCUACUCUAUAGCAUAUGCCCUUUCACUGGGAUGUCAUACCUGCGUUUUAUAGACUCGUCAAAAGGCAGAGGUGGUGUCCUGGUUUCUUCAUUCCUCAAAUGGAAACGACUUGGAGGCAGGAGAAUGUGAAGAACACCACAGCUCUUCCUUCACUUAGAAGCUCCAGCAAUUGAAGACCCCUGUGGGCACCUCUCAUUCUCAGCCAAAGCAAACUCCUCGGCUUUUUUUUCUUUUGGCUAUUUAAGUUUUACAUGCAUAUCUUCACCUAAGCCAACAAUGCCUCAAGUUUGCAUCUUUCGAACAAGAAUUUGCAUCAUUAUUUGCAGAAAUGCAACAUUGCUGUUUCACAGAAACAAUGGAAAGUGCUGUUUAAUUUCAAGGAAGCAGGCUGCACUGUACUAAAAGCUUAUCUUGUGAGGGUAAAGCCGAGUUGGCUUGGGGUGAGAACAGUUUGAGAACAAACUGGUGGAAUGUAACGGGAAGAAGAACUGAAGUAUAAUUCAAAGUAACAGCUUUGGUUCCACUGUCAAAAGGAGGUGACUACUGAGAAUGUGACACUUUGUGGAUAACUAUCUUGACCUCUGAUUAUUUAAUAUAUUUUAAGAGAUGUGAAUUUAUCAUUUGAUCAAAAUAAGCUAGCUAGCUGAGAUUUCUUUUUCUUUUCUUUCUUCUUUCUUUUUUUCCUUUUUAAGAUGUGAGGACUUGCUCUGUUGCCCAGGCUAGCCCAAACUCCUGGGCUCAAGUGAUCCUCCUGCCUCAGCCUCCUGAGUAGCUGGGACUAUAGGCAUCACUGUCAUGCUUAAUUGAGGCUCUUUUUCCAAAGAAUCGCCAUGAUAUCUUUACCUGUCACCUUUAAUGCUGCUCAUUUUAUUUACUUUUUCUAGAAACAUGCAGACUUUCUUAAGUUGAAGUUCAAAACCAGACAGGUUAGAUACUCUUGGGACAUUCAGGCACAAGUAAGACACUUGCAGGAUUCUGUUAUAGUUUUUUUUUUUCCUAAUUUAAGUGUAUGUGAUGACUCCAAAACUUGUGGAGUACUGCUGAAAUGAGUUAGUGGUUAUUGGUUUCCUUCUGUGUUUACCUAGCAAUGGCUCUUCGGCCCACUUCAGCAGUAUUUGAGUGUCAACUCCCAGAAAGUGCCUAAAACUUCCUCUUAUUCAAGAGAAUUUAUAUCCUUAAGGAGAUAGUUUUUAACUUUAUUUUAGCUAUUUUAAUUUUUUACUCUACUGCCUAACUUUGUUUUUCAUUAAAAAGACCUGUGACCUGUGACCUUCAGAAGGGAAAGGGAUGUAAAAAAGUAUGAGCCUUUCAUCAUUUUAACGGUGUUGUAUAAAGUACAAUGUUCUUGUUGUUACCUGUUCUCAAAGUAGCCUCUGGUAUUUAACUCUCACAUUUUAAAAGGAGAAUGUUCUUUGUGAGAUUAAGACUGACAACCUCUGAGGGCAUAAAUUUAUCUUAAAGCAAUAUGCUUUCAGCUUCUGGUUAGAAAUAGCCAGGAGGGGACCAGCAAGAUGGUUCAGCAGGUGAAGGUGCUUUCCUCUAACCUGAGUUUGAUUCUUGGGACCCACAUGGUGGAAGGAGAGAACCAACUUCUGCAAGUUGUCCUCUGACCUCCAUAUGCUGUUCACAUGUAAGAAUGAAUGAAUGAAUAAAUAAAUAAAUGUAAUAAAAAUUUGAAUAGCCAAGAGAACCUCUGUGGACACUUGCACUUAUGUGCACAUAUUCCCUGUCCCCACAUACACAUAAAUUUUACAAUAAGGUAAAAUAGCCAAGAGGGUCAAUUGUUCCAGGAAUUGCCGGGGGAGGGGGAAUUGCAGGGGUGACCACAAAAACCAGUCGGCUUUCCUUUAGACCACUACUUGUUAAAACUGAAGUAACAGGUCGGAUUUGGUGGGCAGUUGAAGUGCAGAUAAAGGGCCCUUAAUAUUCCCCAGAAAUACGAGCAAUCUUUCUUUUGACAAAAGAUUUCCAUUUUCAGUCUCAGGGGCUGUGGAUUGGGAAAACAUCCUUUCAGUUGGAAAGCUAGACGUUGUCCUCUGCAUUCUGGGAAAUGACCACACCGUUUAUGGCAGAGCACUGUAGAGUGCUCACUGAACAUUCUUUGGGAUGUAAUUUCACACCCUAAGCACAUAGUUGAAUCGGUGAUGGCUGUUCUCCCUACAUAAUAACUUCUGAACAUAUUCAACCAUGAUUAAAAUGUUAGGUCUUUGUGUUUACAGCCAAGACACAAAAGUUAGGGCAUUUUGAAGGACGUUUUUGUUUCCACCUGUUUCUUGUUUAUGUUUUAUCUGCUCUUAAAAAAUAAAGAACUUGAACUGUAAAAUGUAUCUUCAAAUUACUGAGUAUUUCAUCUAUCCCAAUGUGUGUCAAGCAUUCUUUUGUGAAUAAGUGUAUAUAGACUCUAUAGACUGAGCUUUGUAAAGGCUUGAUAUGUCUUCAUUUGAAUGGUAAAGCAAGAAUGCUUUCCACUUUGAUCCCUGUUCCUCAUCUUCCUCUUUUCGCUGGUCUCAAAUGCAGAUUUACUUGCCAUGAUUUCUGUAGAAUACAUCACCUUAUACAAUUUCUUCAGGAGGUGUCUCCCACUAAGGACUUUGUUGGACCCUGAUUCCUGCAUUUAUAUUUCCACUUCUCACCCCCUCUUUUUAAAUUCUGAGAUGGAGGGGUAACCCCCAACCAAAAAGCUGAUCUCUUGAUUCCUUAGUGAAUUGUGGGAUAAAAAUUAAGUUUGUGUCCAAAAGUGUAAUGAUUAUUAUGUGAGCAAGAUGUGUCUCUGGGCUGUUAACUUCCUUUGGAGUAAGACACUCCUUAGGAAAUGCUGGCACUAGUGAGAAGCAGUUCUGCAAAUACUGGUGUCCUUCCUGUGUCCUGUAGGUUUCUAAGUUGUAUGUUGGCUUUUGAUUCCAAUGUCCUUCUGACCGCCCCGUUUUUUCGUUAAGUUCCUGUGACACGCCAACCUUCCCCAAGGGACUGUUUCCUGGAAUGUGAAGCCCUGGUGUCGUUAGUGGCCCACAUGCAGAAGGGUUUGUGAACUUGUAUUUCUUUCUGUGUACUAUGUAAGGCUGGUUAUGACCAAAAUCAGCUCAACUUUUUAUAUUAGGUUAUUGCACUUAACUGCUAUAGUCCAAGCGAUCAAAUCUUUGUACAUUAGAAACUUAUUUAAAUUUUAUUUUUCUACUGACAUUUCUAAUGCUAGUAUGUUUAUCAAUAAAGAAUUACUUUAAA